GCCGUCGUCCUCGUCGUUGUCGAUCAUCGAUCACCGAUCACCGAUCAUUGAUCGAGUGUUGAGCAUUCAAAAGAAAUGAAAAUCGCAAUUACAAUGUCGGCACUGGGGCUGCUAUUGCUUGUCGGCGCCCAGGGCACAACCAUAAUCAGCAUUAAGUAUCCUCCACAGAGCACCGACGCCAAGUCCCUAGAUCGCACACAGCCGGCAAAGAGAGAUCUAAGUUUAAGCUAUGCAGCCACAAAUAUUGAUUCAAGGGAAGGCACACGCGUCAAAACGAUCACAGUAAUCAAGAAUGUAGGCGGCUUUGGAGAGUCGAGUGCGGCGAGCAGUAGGCAACAGAAGCUCGCCAUCAAUCCCGAGCUGCACAAAAACGAAGAGUGGGCGAAUGCCUUUCGCGAUAACUUCGAAUCGUAUGGUGGAUUGCCCGAAGUGCCAGACAUAGACGAUCUAUUUGACUUCGUGAAUAAGAAAAAGGUUACGUCGCCGUCCGAAAAAGAGAUAAAAAGAGAGCCGAAGCCUACAGAAAGCACGACAAAGGCCUCGCCACCAACACCAACAACGCCACCGCCUCCACCACCAACAAAAGCAACCAGCGAGCAUGCAGAGGAUGCAGAAGACAGUGACGAGGCGACCGUGGAGAAGAUUAAAGGCGAUGCCGAGCUGCUACCACAUAUCAAACAGGCGAAUAUAUUGCGACUGCAAGCGUUGGAUCAGCAGCCAGACCAGCGACAUCGCACACGCGAAUCUCUGAUCAAUGUAAACUACUCGACGCCCAUGCAUUCGGUUAGCCAGUUUUUUGAGAACUAUGUCCAGGUGCUACCCAACGGUUAUGACUACACCAAGCCGCAGCAGCCACAGCAACCGCAACAGCCAUGCGCUCUGCCAUCACCUCCAAAUAGCAUACAGGUGACAACGCCAUCGGGACGCAGCUACAAUAUACCGCAGAGCAAUAGUAGUGGCACCAACGGAGGUGCAAAUCAUCCCUACCUGGCACCAUCUUUAGCCAAGAGAACGCAGAUACAGCCAGCAGCGCCAGCUCAACCACAGCCGCAGCCGCAGCCACAGCAGCCGCCGAAUUUCUCCACGGUUAAUUCACUUGUGCCGCCUAUUGGACCGAAACCGCAGGGCACUAAUUAUCCAGUAAAUGUGCCGCAGCCGCAACAGCCAGCGGCACCGACUCAAGGUGUAGGUGCAGUUGGAGCUUCCACUAGCCAGCGCCCCUACGUCGCGCCCAGUCUACGCAACAAUGGUCUGGGCAUAAAUCGGGGCCCCUCAACACCGCAACCGCCUGCUGUGCCAUCGUACAGCACAGGCAAUGUGAAUGGUGGCUACCCUACCAAUUCAUAUGGCGCCAAUCGUCCGAAUACAUUUCGAUCGCGUGGCUUAAAAUAUUAAAAUACUGUGUAAUCUUAUAACUAAUAGAUAUUUUAAGACUUCUGUUGUGUUUAUGCAUUUAUAUGUAUGAAACGUAUUCCUAAAUA
Molecule: messenger RNA, 1481 nt
Organism: Drosophila mojavensis
Lineage: Eukaryota; Metazoa; Arthropoda; Insecta; Diptera; Drosophilidae
Product: ATP-dependent helicase brm
Exons: 3
Coding region: 76-1395 (439 amino acids)
Source: RefSeq, a predicted model, not a curated record